AUGCAUUCCCUGACCCUCCUCGCCUUGGCCGCCGUUUUUGGAGCCACCGUAGCCAACCUUCAGUGCUAUUCGGAUUAUAACGCGAACGGCUUCCAGCAUACGAGCAGCAAAACGAAGCAAACCUGCGGAGAUGGAUGCAAGUUCUGUAAGAAGACGUACAGUCAGCUAGGAGGAAUUAAUGCGGCUGAAUGGGGGUGUGGCUGUGAUGCCACCGGGCAGUCGUUCGAGAUUUAAAUCUGCGACCUCGUCUGCCCGAAAGCACAUACCGUCUUCGUGGCCCACAUAGACGUCGGACAUCGGGGUUGCUUCAACUACUACAACUACGAGUUGGAACAGCGAAAGGAUGAGUGGUUCUUGAUGAGGAGCGGGGAUUGCGCUAAUUCUACGAUCACUUUUAGG
Mesorhabditis spiculigera is the source of this 399-nucleotide messenger RNA. The record is from the annotation of a GenBank genome assembly. Lineage: Eukaryota; Metazoa; Nematoda; Chromadorea; Rhabditida; Rhabditidae.